AGCGGGAGGUGGGAGGACACGAGUGUCAACUCUUCACCCAGCCACCAGCACCCGGGACCCUGAGCCCACAGCGCACUUGCUCCCACUCGGCCGCGCUCCUGACCCGCAGCCCUCGCCAACCCUACGGAUCCUAGCCACCGCCAGCUUAGGUGGACGUCAGGAUGAAGGCAGCCCGCUUGGUGAUACGCAGCGCCAGCUCGCUGAGCAGCGCCAGCCUGGUCCCCCGGGAGGUCGAGCUGUUCUCCCGCUACAGCCCGUCCCCACUGUCCAUGAAGCAGCUACUGGACUUUGGUUCAGAAAAUGCCUGCGAAAGAACUUCUUUUUCCUUUCUGCGGCAAGAAUUGCCCGUAAGACUAGCCAACAUCCUGAAGGAGAUUGACAUCCUCCCUGACCGGCUAGUGAAUACCCCUUCCGUGCAGCUGGUGAAGAGCUGGUACAUCCAGAGCUUGAUGGAUUUGGUAGAGUUCCAUGAGAAGAGCCCAGAAGACCAAAAAGCUCUAUCAGACUUUGUAGACACGCUGGUCAAAGUUCGAAACAGACAUCACAAUGUGGUCCCUACGAUGGCUCAAGGGAUCCUUGAGUAUAAAGACACCUGCACUGUGGACCCCGUUACCAAUCAAAAUCUUCAGUAUUUUUUGGACCGGUUUUAUAUGAACCGCAUUUCUACUCGGAUGCUCAUGAACCAGCACAUCCUCAUAUUCAGUGACUCAAAGACAGGAAACCCAAGCCACAUUGGAAGUAUCGACCCAAACUGUGAUGUGGUAGCCGUGGUCCAAGAUGCCUUUGAGUGUGCAAAGAUGCUCUGCGAUCAAUAUUAUCUAACAUCGCCAGAACUGAAGCUCACGCAAGUCAAUGGAAAAUUUCCAGGCCAACCAAUCCACAUUGUGUACGUCCCCUCGCACCUUCACCAUAUGCUCUUUGAACUCUUCAAGAAUGCCAUGAGGGCUACGGUUGAGCAUCAAGAAAACAGCCCUUCCCUGACCCCAGUCGAGGCCACUGUCGUCUUGGGCAAAGAAGACCUUACAAUCAAGAUUUCUGACCGAGGAGGCGGUGUUCCUCUGAGGAUUACUGACCGCCUCUUUAGUUACACAUACUCUACUGCCCCAACGCCUGUGAUGGACAAUUCCCGGAAUGCCCCCUUGGCCGGAUUUGGGUAUGGCUUGCCAAUUUCUCGUCUCUACGCCAAGUAUUUUCAAGGAGAUCUAAAUCUCUACUCUAUGUCAGGCUAUGGGACAGACGCUAUCAUCUACUUAAAGGCUUUAUCUUCCGAGUCUGUAGAAAAACUCCCCGUCUUUAACAAGUCAGCCUUCAAACAUUAUCAGAUGAGUUCCGAGGCUGAUGACUGGUGUAUCCCAAGCAGGGAACCAAAGAACCUGGCGAAGGAGAAGCUGGCAGUGUGAAGAAAACAUGCCUGGCACUUUACGGGAUCAAAGUGGGUCUUUGGCAGUGCUGCUUUGAGAAUGUGUGUGGACUCUCGUUUCCGCAAAACAAAGCAAAACGAAACCAAGCAAGCAAAAAAAAAAAAAAUGCUAGAAAAGACACUGAUCCGAUUAGGGACGGAUGGAGCUUGGUUGGGUGACCCGGGAGAAACCAGGACAGGGCACCAGUAGAUAACAGGUGUCCUGCUUCUCCUUUAGCAAUGCAGAAUGACUCAUGUCUAUUCCAACUACCAAAAAGAAGUCUGCCUCUGAAUUACAGCUCAUUCUCAACAAGGACAGAGCUUGAGGUUUGCAGUUUCAGCAGCCAGAUGUUUGAGGGUUCUUGCUGCCAUCCAAAUAUAUUGGUGUUUAGUGAACAUCAGUUAUCGGUGUUUCCCUACCAUGCAAAGAUUGGAGCAUUGGCGGAAAUGUGUGUAAAUGUACAUUUUAUAGGAGUUAGUAUACUCUGGAGAGGACAGGAUGGAAAGAUUCAAAGCAUUUUAUUAAGCUUGUGGCUGAGCACUGUGGCCUGUGUGAAAACUCAGAAGAAAAGGGUCUCUGUCAAGACAGUUCCAGGAUUAUGCAGCUUUUUCUGUUCAGUCUGCAUUCAAAAAGCCAGUGCCUUUUGACUGGUGCCUAGUCUUGGGAGAAAUGUUAAAUAUGCACUGACCUCAGGAAGUUGUGUUUGAAAGAGAGAUGAAAUGCCCAAGCGAUUCAAGGAUUGUGUGUAUGGAGAAACCCACAUUAGAGAAAGAAACCACAUACUUAAAACUUUACUGUGAAUAAAUGGCAGUAAACUUUCUCUAACUAGAAGUAGUGAAAUUUUCAAGGUUAUCUACUUUCUACUCUUAAAAAAGAUGUGCAUCAUUAUGUUUUAAUUAUAUUCUCUACACUCUAACAUUAGCCUAUCUGUUCAAAAAUUUCUACUUGCCAAUUGGCUUGAGAGUGUUAAAACUUAAAUCCUUCUUGGAGUAUUGAGAGUAGUCUGGAAGUAAAAUGGUCUCAAUCAGGAGGAUGUCAUUUGUUAAGCAUGGCGGACAUCAAGAACUAGGGAUGUGCAUGAGGCUUGGGAGGAUGAAGGUAUAAUUGUCAGCGGGAGAUCAUCAACUUAAGAUCACCCUUAGGAAAGAAAGAAAAAUGAGGAAAAAGGGAAGGAUGGAGAGAGGGAAGGAAGGAAGCAGAAAGCAGGCAUCUUCCUAUUUCCCCACAAACUAACCCAAGGAAUCCUCUGUGUUUUUCCUGGGUAGGGAAGAGGACAACUUGGUGUCUUUGAAAGCAGUAUGGCUUCUUCAGUGGGUCUCCCUCUUGUAAGAUAAGGUGAAAUAAUUAAUUUGUGUCAAAUCGAUGUUAAAACCUUUUUUCUGCAUUGUAAUAUUAUCAGUCCUGUGUGUCAGUUGAGUUUGAAAUUUGUAAUGAAUUUCACAGUGACCUAGAGCUGAGGUGCUUCCGGUUGUGGCAACAGGAGCCACAACUUUCUUUCUCUCUUUUUGGCAUUGCAGAUGUUAUCCUUAAAAGUUCUGGGCGGUGUCUUUGACAGCAGGACUCUCACUCCUGCAUUGGUUGAUCACAUAACACUGUCAGCAUUUGGGUUAUCUGAUGUAUCAUUGUUGUUGUUUUGUUGUUGAUGUUUCCGUUGAAAUUUCAGCUACAUGUUUGUGCACAUGUUUGUGCGCAUGUGUUUACCAAAGAUCUAAGGCAUUUGGUAAGUUAGCCCAAAUACCAUGAGCUGUGUGAAAAGUAAUAGGGAAAAGCUUUAGGAUGUCAAUAGCAUCAACUGUGUAAAUUAAAUCAGAAUAGUCCUCCCUAUUAUUUGUGAACCCCUGGGAGACUUUAAACUCUAGUAGAUGGAUGCUAAAUGCCCAGACCCACUUAACUUAUUAAUGUAUGAAUUACAUUUAUGUUUUUAGUUUAUAUGCAGAGAAUUGUGAUAAUUUUAUAAUAAAUAUUUUUAUUAUAAUGGUAA
Molecule: messenger RNA, 3381 nt
Organism: Apodemus sylvaticus (European woodmouse)
Lineage: Eukaryota; Metazoa; Chordata; Mammalia; Rodentia; Muridae
Gene: Pdk4
Product: pyruvate dehydrogenase kinase 4
Exons: 11
Coding region: 162-1400 (412 amino acids)
Biological process (GO): regulation of glucose metabolic process; protein phosphorylation
Cellular component (GO): mitochondrion
Molecular function (GO): pyruvate dehydrogenase (acetyl-transferring) kinase activity
Source: RefSeq, a predicted model, not a curated record